UUUUGAAACAAGUUUGAAGACUUCACCGGUCAAAUCUAUUUCCGCAUUUGAAAAAGUAAAAUGCCCAAAAGGAUAUGUUCCAAUUCCAAGAAACACUCAAGAUAAAUCUUUACUCAACUAUCAUAUCCUAGAUGCAAAUAACCCUGUUACUUAUAAUGCGGGCGCAUAUGUUCAAGGUAAUUUUAGCUAUGGAGCUAGCGGAACUGCCUGUGUUUAUAAUCCAAAAGUUUCAAAGGCCCAAAUUAGCGGAAGUGCUUUGCAUGUUCGAGGUGGACUAGAAAAUAAUAUUAGUCAAAUUCUGUUGGGAUGGCAUGUAUAUCCAGAUUUAUAUCAUGAUGAUAAAUCACAUAUCUUCGCACUCUGGAACUCAAAUAAUUUUAAGACGGGAUGCUACAAUACGAUGUGUCCUGGUUUCAUUCAAACAGAUAAUUCAUUAUAUCUCGGACAACCCAUACAAAACACAUCAAUCUAUGGAACUGAGAUUAUUAUGGAGACCUUGUUGUCAAUUUCCCAGGAUGUAAAAACAAAUAAUUGGUGGGUGACUGUGCAAAAUAAGGCACUUGGAUACUUUCCGACGGAAAUAUUUUCUAAUUUGAGGGAAGCUACUCAAGUGGGAUGGGGUGGCUUUGUAUUAAGUGGUGCAGGUGAAGAUAUUCCUUUUCCUCCAAUGGGAUCUGGACAUUUUGAAGAACUGAAUCUCUUGCAUUCUUCUUAUAUCACCCAUAUUCAAUAUUUGAAUGCUACCAGAACAAAUGGUUGCCCUAUGUAUAAGCUAGUUAAUACUCCCAAAAACCUCCCUACAAAAUGCUAUGAUGUCGAAUAUUAUGGAGAACGAUCUGAAGCAUUAGGGUGUUUUGUUUUAUUUGGAGGACCGGGUGGUAAAUGUAACAGUUAAUUGUAGCAAACAAACUUUUAAAUAAAUAAAUGAAGGUUCUAAGUA
Messenger RNA from Lathyrus oleraceus (garden pea), 940 nucleotides. RefSeq lists its product as uncharacterized. The record is from RefSeq and is a predicted model, not a curated record. Bases 401 to 895 code for a protein of 164 amino acids. Lineage: Eukaryota; Viridiplantae; Streptophyta; Magnoliopsida; Fabales; Fabaceae. The transcript is spliced from 5 exons.